Molecule: messenger RNA, 522 nt
Organism: Fusarium fujikuroi IMI 58289
Lineage: Eukaryota; Fungi; Ascomycota; Sordariomycetes; Hypocreales; Nectriaceae
Exons: 1
Coding region: 1-522 (173 amino acids)
Source: RefSeq, a predicted model, not a curated record
AUGCCAUACUAUCUCCACGCCUCGGUUGUACUGUUCCGCAGCAUACUCCAUAGAGCUGAUGGAGAACUUGCCAAGUCGGAAUCCAACAUACGCGACUUUCUAUGGCGAGGGCCACGCCCGAAUACCCGUCGUGACCAUGCACUCGAGGGCCGCCUACACAUUUCCCAGAUGGAGAACAAGAUUAGGUGCUACGAUACUGAUGUGCCGUCUUUUGCCUACAAAUGGAGGGCUCAGCAGCCGUUAUCAACCCUGGACAUGGAGGUAACCUUUCGGCUCCAGAGCACAGCCGCUCGAUAUUUCCAGUCUAUAGGCGAUUUUGACGCAGCGAGGGCAUCUUUGGAGCAGUUUCUGUCACUGGGUCGAAUCAAACCUAUACCCACAAACUCACGCCGAGUCUUGCUUGAGAGACUAUCUGAUGUGUACUGCGAGAUGGGAGAGUACGUCAAAGCUAUGGGGAUACUGGAACCUGAACUUGAGCAUAUCGAUCCUAGUGAUCGAUCCGUCGUGUAUUCCAAAGGCUGA